UGGUNCCGGGCCCUUCAGGGCGCUGCGAGGCAGCGGCGGCCGAGCGGGAAGGCGGCCCAGGGGCUGCAGGCACGGCCGGGCAGGAAGAAGGGAAAGGCAUCUGAACACAAAGAUCAGCUCUCCAGGCUGAAGGACAGAGACCCUGAGUUUUAUAAGUUUCUGGAGGAGAACGAUCGCAAGCUGCUGGAUUUUGAUGCCUCAGACAGCUCUGAGGAGGAGGAGGCUCUGCACAGACCCCCUGAUACACUCGAGGUAGCCAGUGAUGAAGAUGAAGAUGAUGAAGAUGAAGAACAAGAAAAAGUCAAAAGGAAGAAAGUUUCCUUCAUCCAUGUGAGCUUGAAAAUGGUGGAGGAAUGGAAGAAAGCUGCCCAGAGGAAUCUCACCCCAAAACUCUUCCAUGAAAUCACCCAAGCCUACAAGGCAGCUGUGGCCACCACCAAAGGUGACAGUGGUGGCGACCCCAGCAAGUUCCAGGUGACUGACACUGCAGUGUUCAAUGCCCUGGUGUCCUUCUGUAUCCGGGACCUCUUCCUCUACCUGCACAAGCUGCUGCUCCCCAAAGCCCCCAAGAACAAACUCAAAAUGGUUCUCCCUUCCACCAGCCCCCUCUGGGGAAAGCUACGACUGGACAUCAAAGUUUAUCUUGGCUGUACCAUAAAACUGCUGUCAUGCCUGACUGAGGCCUCAGUGGGUGCAGCAGUCCUGCAGCACGUGAAUUCCACAGUUCCAUAUUACCUGUCCUUCCCAAAGCAGUGCCGGGCCCUCCUCAAGCAAACCAUCACUCUGUGGAGCACAGGGGAGGAGACAGUCCGAGUCCUGGCCUUCCUGGUGCUGAACAAGAUCUGCAGGUACAAGAAGGAGGUUUACCUCAGCCCCCUGCUCAAGCAAAUGUACAUUGCCUUUGUGAAGAACUCCAGGUUCACCUCUCCCAACGUGCUGCCCAUGAUCAACUUCAUGCAGCGCACGCUGACGGAGCUGCUGGCCCUGGACACACACACCUCCUACCAGCACACCUUCAUCUACAUCCGCCAGCUGGCCAUCCAUCUGCGCAGCGCCAUGACCCUCAGGAAGAAGGAGAACUUCCAGUCAGUCUAUAACUGGCAGUACAUCCACUGCCUGUACUUCUGGUGUCGAGUUCUCAGCACCAUCCACCCCAGUGAGGUCCUGGAGCCCCUGAUCUACCCCUUGACACAGGUCAUUAUUGGCUGUAUCAAGCUGGUGCCAACAUCUCGGUUCUACCCCCUGCGCAUGCACUGCAUCCGUGCCCUCACCCUGCUGUCCCAGAGCACCAGGACCUUCAUCCCUGUGCUGCCCUUCAUCCUGGAGGUUUUCCAACAAGUGGAUUUCAACAAGAAGCCAGGACGGAUGAGUUCCAAGCCCAUCAACUUUGCUGUGAUCCUGAAGCUCUCCAAUGCCAACCUGCAGGAAAAGGCCUUCAGGGAUGGACUCAUUGACCAGCUCUAUGACCUGAUGCUGGAAUAUCUCCAUGGCCAAGCCCACAGCAUUGGCUUCCCAGAGCUGGUUCUCCCCACUGUCAUCCAGCUGAAAUCCUUCCUGAAGGAGUGCAAGGUUGCCAACUACUGCAAGCCCAUCCGGCAGCUGCUGGAGAAGGUGCAGGAGAACUCAGCCCACAUCUGCAGCAGGCGGCAGCGAGCGGCCUUCGGCGUGGCCAGCACCGCGGCCGUGGAACAGUGGGAGAAGCAGGUGAAGGAGGAGGGAACGCCCCUGACUAAAUAUUACACUCAGUGGAAGAAGCUGAGAGAGAAGGAGAUCCAGCUGGAAAUCAGUGGCAAGGAAAGACUUGAAGACUUGAACUUCCCAGAAAUCAAGCGCAGAAAGCAGGAUGAGAGAAAGGAGGAGGAUAAGAAGGAAUUCAAGGAUCUCUUCGAGCUGGACAGUGACUCUGAGGAGGAGAAUGGUGGAUUCUCUGUGAAAGGGAAGGGCAGAGCCAGGCAGGCCUCAGAUGACAGCUCAGAAGCCAGCAGCAAGGAGUUUGGGGAGGAGGACGAUGAUGAAGAAGGAAAUUACGAAGUGGAGGAAGAAGAGGAGGAAGAACUGGAAGAAGACAGCGACUCAGAGGCAGAGGAAGGCCGGGAAGGAGCCCGGGAUUCCCGGGAUUCCCGGAGCUGCCCCCGGGGGCUGUCCCGCUCCGACCUGCAGCAGCUGGCACAGGGUGGGGACGACGUCGUGCAGGACCUGCAGUUCUCUGAUGAGGACUGAGCACCUCCAGCCCCUCUCCAGCCUGCAGCACCUGGAGCUGCUGGCAGAGCCAGAACACGGCUGGGACCAGCCCCAGGUGCCACCCAGGACCUGCUGGGUGACACAACUUGGACUUUUCAACUCAACUUGGACUGUUCCAGCUUUUUCUACCAGCUCUGUUUUUGGUACCAAUAAAACCGUGGCCAAGUCAAGGCCAGUAAAAACUGCUCAGCAGAGGGAAUAAAAGCCCCUCAUUAAAAUCUGCUGCUUUCAAUAGCACAGAGUUCACUUCCAGCCUCUGCUAAGUGAGCUGAGCAAGGGAAGGACGAGGCUUUUGUCCAAGGUUCGCCUCUCUGCCCCACCAACCACCCCAGAGUAGCUCUGGGGCCCUCACCAAACCCUUCCUGGUGCCCAGAAGGCCCCAAGGACUGCACAGACUCUUCCAGAGCUUUGCAGCUUCCAUGGAAGCCUUGAUCAGUUCAAGCUGGCUCUAAGAGUGCUGCAGAAGGAAACUUUAAAGUUCCACAUUGUGCAGGCAUGAAGGAAUAAGGCAAAAUUGUUCAUGUAGGAAACUGCCCAGGUGAGAACUGCACCACUGUAAAUGUAAAAGUUUUCACUUUGAAAGAGAUAUUAACUUACCUGUUCUGCCCAAAGAAAAAGGGAUUCCUUUUUUCUCCUGGCUCUAACUUAGCUGGGCAAGGUCCUGGCUGCCUUCUGCCAGCUGGGAACCAAGCCUGGGAUUGGAUUCCAGGCAGGAAUGUGGCAGCUCAGCUGCACCUGUGGGGAGGCACCUGGCCCAGGUGGGCACCCAGGAAAGCAAAAACAGAGACUGCUUGGGUAAAGCCAGGUACCAUUUGUAAAUUAAGUGUUUUUCUUUUUUAUUUAAAUUGAUUGCUGGAAAGCAUUUUUAUCGUGAUGUGAUGGAUAAUGAUUUUUUUUUCCUUUUUUUACAAUAUAAAGAAGCUAAAGUACCACCAAAGCUAUUCUGUAAGAAAAACGGCAGCACGUGCAACGUUUAAACAAAAAACAAACCCAAAAAAAAGGGGGGUGGGGGGAGAGAGAGAAAAGUACCACAUGUGAUUGUUGUUCACAACUGUACAAGUCACAGGAGGUCACCCCCAGGAGUUCCCAGCUCAUUCACAGUAGUAAAAACUCUGCCCAUUGUUUUCAGCCUGCCCCCCUGCCCUGCUCCCAGGGCUGUGUCUCGUGCUCCACAGCAGGCCAGAAUGUGCAAUACAUCCACCUCUGUAACAAGGCUUCAAAUAAAACCAACCCCAGCUGCAGCAAUGAGCCUGGGGCAGCGAGGCUGGGACCCCUCCUCCCCCAGAGCAUCCCUGCUGCUGCUCCUGGAACCCCAGCGUGCCGUGGAAAACAGCUCCCAGUGCCCUCCUGGCACUGCCAGGCCCCUGUGCCAGGGCAGGCUGCCUCGGUACCAUCCGCACAAAGUAAACAUGGACGGGAACUUGCCUUUU
This is a messenger RNA of Cyanistes caeruleus (blue tit), 3671 nucleotides long. NCBI's taxonomy places the organism in Eukaryota, Metazoa, Chordata, Aves, Passeriformes, Paridae. The record is from RefSeq and is a predicted model, not a curated record.